AAGAAUUAUUAAUUAUAUAUUUUUAUGUUUUUAAAUGUAGCAAUGUACAUUUGUAAGCAUUGCAAUAAAGAAAUUGCUGCAUUUGACGAUGUUUCCAUCCAUGAUUGCUUUGUUGGAAAAGCAGUAUUCAUGGAGGAAAAUAGUAAUAUUUUAUUUUAUUAUACAAAGGAUGAACAAAUGUCUUAUCAACAAAACAUUGAAGACAGUGGAGAUGAUGCAAUGCAACUUUCAGAAUCUACAAAUAAAGAACAUGCUGUUGGACCGAAAGGCAACAUUAGCUGUUAUAAGCCUAUAUGAGGCAAAUAUAGAAAUGAUGGACCAUCCAAAAAAAAAAAGGAAAAGUAGAGGAUGCAAUAAGAACGGGACUACUGCAGUUUGGGAUAAAGAUGACAAAUGACCAAAUUAGAUGGAAAAUCAAUGCGUUAGUGAAAAGAUACAGACAAGUGGUAGAUAAUAAUUCAAAGUCGGGAAGAGCCCCAGGUAGCAAAGUGACGUCUAAAGACGUCAUUACGACGUUAUUAAGACGUCUAUGACGUUUUAAUGACAUUUUUAGACGUCACCUUGCUACCUGAGGCUUGCAUGAACUUCGAAUGGUUUGAGCAGAUGGAUGAUAUUCUCGCGGCAACGUGCCAGUACUGAGCAUAUUGUUUCAUCAAAAUUUACAUCAUCGGUAUCCGCCACUUGUACUUCGAUUUCUUUUGAAAAAGAAAAUUCGGACCCUCUUCAGUUCAGAUGAGUCCAUCGAAAUUAAUCUCAUCGAAGAAUAAUCUCGUGAAGUCAAAUGUUACUGGCACUAGAAAUCGUAAGCGUCUCUCUCAUGGAACAGAUUUCAAAGCAGCAGCAACAAAAAUCGAACUCGAAAAACAGUGGCUGCAUCAUUUACAAAAAAAAGAAGAACGUGAUCGUAUCAAAGAUCAAAGACAUAUAAAUCUGUUGGAGACUAAGAAAGAAACUCUAAAAUUAAAAAAAAGACAACUUGAUUUAAAAGAGACUGAAUUGGAACAGCGAAAAGAAAUUGCAAUA
Odontomachus brunneus is the source of this 1023-nucleotide messenger RNA. RefSeq lists its product as uncharacterized. Bases 89 to 397 code for a protein of 102 amino acids. Lineage: Eukaryota; Metazoa; Arthropoda; Insecta; Hymenoptera; Formicidae. The record is from RefSeq and is a predicted model, not a curated record. The transcript has 4 exons.